UAAAUACUCUCUAACACUGUGGUCGGUUAAUCGGUUAUGUAACGUGUCCGGUUGUUUCCCCCGCUGACUGCCUGGACACAGUUUGAUUGUGUUCUUAAACUCUUUCUCUUUCCGUACUAACUCACCUGAACACAAGCCAAAGCUCUGUUAAUAUAAACUGUGUUUCUGUCACACAUCCAAGUGACGUGAGCAGGUAGAGAUCUCCCAGUGUCCUCUGGUACAAAGUGUUCCUCUGGGCUGAUCGGGACUCAAACAAGAAACUACUUUAUUUAACUCGUUCCUGCUUCUCUGAAUACUGGAUUUGUGUUGGUGUAACUGGGUCCUGAUGCGUUUAAUGGACGCCGAAUUAAACAGAGGCUGCUGGAGACUUCUGUCAGCUCUUAAACCGGCUUGCAUUGAUCACAGCUCCUGGAUUUUGAGUUGGCUUCCCUCUUGGUGCCCCACGUCUCCCUCGCAGCUGAAAGAUGCCGAGGAAAAAAUGCUCAAGAGUAAGUGUGUAACGCAACCUUUCUCCAGGCAGCACGUCCGAAUAUCCAACAGCAACUAUCUGUGGACCUUAGCGUUCUCCACCCAGCCGUCCUCCGUCCCCCAGCCCCCCGCCCAGCCCAGUUGUCCCCUGGUUCUGCUGCAUGGCUUUGGAGGCGGGGUCGGCCUUUGGGCCCAAAACCUGGACUCUCUGUCGAGCAGCGGACCGGUCUACACUCUGGACCUGCUGGGCUUCGGGAGGAGCAGCCGGCCCCUGUUCAGCACCGACCCAGAGGGGGCCGAGGAGCAGUUUGUGGCAGCGCUGGAGGAGUGGAGGGAGAAGGUGGGGCUGGAGGAGAUGGUGCUGCUGGGACACAACCUGGGAGGGUACCUGUCUGCGGCAUACACACUCAAAUACCCACACAGGGUGAAGCAUCUGCUGCUAGUGGAGCCAUGGGGGUUCCCAGCACGUCCAGAGAACCCCAACCACAACUCCAUCCCAGUGUGGAUCAGAGCUGUCGGGGCUGUGAUGAGCCCCUUCAACCCGCUGGCUGGACUCAGACUGGCUGGGCCUCUAGGUCCGAUGCUGGUCCAGACGAUCCGGUCGGAUUUCAAACAGAAAUACUCCUCUGUGUUUGACGACAACACAGUAUCUGACUACAUCUACCACCUGAACGCCCAGACUCCAAGUGGAGAAACAGCCUUUAAGAACAUGACCAUUCCCUACGGCUGGGCGAAGAGACCCAUGCUGGAGAGGAUCGGACAAGUCCGGGCCGAUAUUCCCAUUUCCUUCAUCUACGGAUCACGCUCCAGCAUCGACAGUGACUCUGGAUACGCGUUCAAGAAAACCAGGCCGGAUGUGCAAAUCAAGGUGAUCAGAGGAGCAGGCCACUACGUUUUUGCCGACCAGCCUGAAGACUUCAACCAGACAGUCCUUCAGAUCCUCAACAGGCUGGAGAAGACGAGCCACAACGAGGGCACGAAGCAGCGAGAGGUUUAACUUUAACACAGCCUCAGCUGUGCGACCGUCAGCCUCUUCAUCAUGCACUUUACUCUUAGAAGAGAAGCAGCGCUGACCGAGGACUCGUCACUUAUCAUUCCUGAGGUCAGAUGGUGCCGUGGGUUUCUUUGUCCAACCUCAUGUAAAGUUUUGUAAAUAAAUGUGAGAUGCAGUGUG
Molecule: messenger RNA, 1642 nt
Organism: Epinephelus moara (kelp grouper)
Lineage: Eukaryota; Metazoa; Chordata; Actinopteri; Perciformes; Serranidae
Product: 1-acylglycerol-3-phosphate O-acyltransferase ABHD5-like
Exons: 7
Coding region: 326-1465 (379 amino acids)
Biological process (GO): negative regulation of triglyceride storage; positive regulation of triglyceride catabolic process
Cellular component (GO): lipid droplet
Source: RefSeq, a predicted model, not a curated record